AUGUCAAAGAGGCCUCCAGGUUCAUUUUUUCACAAUAGAAAGCAGAAGAUAGAAGCUGAAAAGAUACAAUUAGCAAAACAGUGGGAAAAAACGCGGAAAAACUGGUUAAAGUGUGAAAAUGUGGAUAAGUCUGAAGAUUCUUUGGAUGUUGAUGUCAAUGAAGUAAAUAUUGAACAACAUGAAAAUGAAAACACGAUUAUAAAAGAACCAUUACCAUUGAUAAGUUGUAAUAGCAAUUUAAAUGAAAAAAUUACUAAUGACGAUUCUUUGGAUGUUAAGAUAAAUGAAAAAAAUAUAACUGUCAAUGACUUAGAACUCAUAACAUUUAAUAUAAGUGAGAAUUGUCAUCAAGUUAAUAAUGAGAAUACUUUUGAGGUAUCUUUAGAAGGUCAAAAUAAGUAUGAACAUUUUAAAGCCACACAUUAUCCUGAAAUUUUAUUUGACAAUCCUCGUUCUUGGUCUCCUGUUAAUGAUAAACUGCGUUGUAUACUUAUUCUUCAUGGACCAAAUCGAGGGAUGACAGCACCUAAACCGUUCAAAAAUCAUUGGUUUUUUAAACAAAUGAAUAACGGUGAAAAGUGUGACAGAACGUGGAUGAUGUAUUCUGAACCUAAUGAGGCGAUUUUUUGUUUUUGUUGUAUUUUAUUUGGAACUAAAUCAAGUGCAUUAACAGAUCCUAAACAAGGUUUUACAAACUGGAAAAAAAUGGAACGUUUAAGGGAACAUGAAAAUUCUUCAGACCACGUUAAAAAUUUCCUUGAAUGGAAAAUGUUUGAAAAAAAAUUAAAACAUGGUGGAGCUAUUGAUGACUGCUUACAAAAUCAAAUAAAAUCGCAAGUAGCUAAAUGGAGACACAUUUUAAAAGCAAUAUUGAAUGCAAUACUGUACUGUGCCAACAAUAAUUUAGGAUUAAGGGGACAUUCAGACAUACCUGGGAGUCCAUCCGCAGGUCACUUUCUUAAUUUGUUAAGUUUGAUUAGUAAAUAUGAUCUAAUAUUAAAGGAACACAUUGAUUCACAUAAGAAAGGUUCUAUAAAUUACUUUUCUCAUAAAAUUCAAGAUGAGUUUAUAGCUUUGUUGGCCAAAAAAGUUCGAAAUGAAAUUAUACAUCAAAUUAAAUCUGCUAAAUAUUAUACAAUAAUGUUUGAUUGCACACCAGAUGUAUCUAGAACAGAGCAAAUGAGUCAAGUUAUAAGAUAUGUUCGUGUCACUGGUGGUAAAGUAUUUGUAGAAGAAAGUUUCUUAGGCUUUAUAGAGUCUCAUGAAAAAACUGGUAAUGGUUUGACUACUGAAAUAUUACAUCAGAUAUCUCUAGAUGGUUUAGAUAUUCAAAAUUGUAGGGGCCAAGCGUAUGACAACGGAUCAAAUAUGGCAGGGAAGUACAAUGGGGUUCAAGCAAAAAUUUUAGAAAAAAAUCAAUUAGCAACAUUUAUACCUUGUACAGCACAUUGUUUGAAUUUAGCAGGUGUAAAUGCUGUAGGAUCAAAUAAACAAAUGCAGCUAUUGUUCGGUAAAAUUCAACAACUUUUUAAUUUUUUUUCUGGUUCUACCUUACGUUGGGAAAUAUUGAUGAAAUCAUUGAAAGUAACUCUUAAACCCUUUUCGGAUACUAGAUGGUCCUCUAAAGCUGCUGCGGUAAAGGCCCUUUAUAAACAAUUACCUGAUGUGAAAUGUGCUUUGAUUAAUAUUAUUGAAAAUGGAAAUCUUGAAUCAAAACCAAUUGCAAAAAAUUUACUUAAUUUAGUGGAUCAUGAAUUUAUUUGUCUAUUAACGGUUUGGAAUUCUAUACUAUCAAGUAUUGAUUGUAAAAAAAGGAAAAAAAGAGCAAAAAGAAUGGAUUUUGAUGAAUCUGCCGAUGAAUGGAACGUUUCUGCUAAAAAUAAUUGUUUAAUUAAUUUGAAAAACGUCUGUGAUGUUUUGCUUUCACACUUGGGCUGGAGAUUUGAAACAUUGAAUAAUGUAUCCUUAGAUUUUAGUUUUCUGACUGGAUCUGAACUAUUCGAAAAAGAAACAGACCAAUUAGUCAAAGCAGCAGCUGAUUUAGCCUUAAAAUAUAAUAAAGACUUAAACGCUUCAGAACUAACCGAAGAAAUAAUACAUUUUAAGCAUCAUGCCAUAAGUGCAUUACCCAGUAUUAAAAAUACAACACCAUUAGAACUAUUAGAGUUUAUUUUUGAGUAUUCUAUGGCUAGUAUUUUUCCAAAUAUUUGCAUAGCGCUUCGGCUUUAUUUAACAUUGCCAUGCACAACAGCCACGUGUGAACGGAGUUUCAGCAAACUGAAACUAAUCAAAACUUAUUUACGUUCCACAGUAAAUCAAACUAAACUGACUAAUCUUGCGUUAUUAUCUAUAGAAAAAGAAAUAUCAAACUCCAUCGAUUUCGAUUCAGUUAUAAACGACUUCGCUGAAGUAAAAGCCAGAAGAAUAAAGCUUUAA
This is a messenger RNA of Rhopalosiphum padi (bird cherry-oat aphid), 2436 nucleotides long. RefSeq names its product zinc finger MYM-type protein 1-like. NCBI's taxonomy places the organism in Eukaryota, Metazoa, Arthropoda, Insecta, Hemiptera, Aphididae. The transcript has 2 exons. The record is from RefSeq and is a predicted model, not a curated record. Gene Ontology annotation, molecular function: protein dimerization activity. Bases 1 to 2436 code for a protein of 811 amino acids.